AUUCUCUGCAGUGAUACUCCACAUAGACCAGAGAUCGCAUCGGAAAUUGCUGUUAGGAUGUUUUCGAACAAAUCGCCUCCUAUCGCCAUUGUUGGAAUUGCUGCAGAACUCCCGAGUGGUGACUGGAGCGAGUCGAACUUGGACUACAACUCGUUUUAUGACUUCCUAUUGCAAGGCGGAGAGGCGUACGAGAAGAUGCCUGCAGACCGCUUCAACAUGCACACUCUCAAGGGAACCGCUUCCGGCCAGGUGGGCGCCGAUACAGGCGCAUUCCUCAAGGACAUAGGCCUCUUCGAUCCGAUCGAGUUCGGUAUCACGAGCAAGGAUGCCAGGCUGAUGAGCCUGGGCACAAGAAAGCUCAUAGAAACGACGUUCCUAGCCUUACUUGACUCGAGUAUCGACUACAGAGGUCGGGAUGUCGGCUGCUACAUGUCUGCUGUGGCUCAUGACAUGUUUUCCGUAUCCGGACAUGAUGACGUGGAAGCUCGCGGGGCGUUUUCAGGCGGCCCAGCGAUGGUCGCGAACCGUGUCUCGUAUCAUCUCGAUCUCCGCGGUCCAACUAUGCCUCUUGAUACGGCAUGUAGCUCAACCUUAUAUGCCACCCACCUCGGGGUUCAAGCGUUACGGAAUGGCGAGUGCGAAGCGGCAGUUGUGGGCGGCUGUCAGCUCAACCACAGGUUCACGGAGUGGCUGUUGUACACACAGGGCGGCAUUCUGUCUCCCGACGGGAAAUGCAAACCUUUCGAUGCAACUGCCAACGGAUUCGGGCGAGGUGAGGGUGCCGUCUCUAUCGUGCUCAAGCCUCUCGACGCGGCGCUCCGUGAUCGAGACAGGAUUUAUGCUACAAUUCUCGGAACCUGCAUCAAUUCUUCCGGCUCGCUGGCCCCCGUGAAUGCACCAGUCGCAUUGGCGCAGCAGAAUGCUAUGUUACGUGCGUUCGCUCAGGCGCAGCGGUCUCCGCGAGAAAUAGACUUUGUCGAGCUACACGCAACAGGUACUGCGUCUGGGGACCCCACGGAGGCGAACUGGGUCGGUGUACAGUUUGGGAGAGAUGAUGAGCUGCUUGUUGGCAGCGUAAAGGGCAAUAUUGGCCACACGGAGAUCACUGCAUUCCUAUCGUCUCUAUGCAAGGUUUGCCACAUCAUCGAGCAUGGUGUGAUCCCGCCCACUGUCAACUGCACCAUCCCGAACCCUGCCAUCAAGUGGACGGAGCAUAACAUGCGCGUUCCUGUAACUCCGGAGAAGCUUAGCAUCCGCUCUCCUUCUGGCCGUGCGCUCAUCGCGAUGUCGAGCUCCGGUAUUGGCGGCGCCAACGGCCACUGCGUUAUUGAAGCUCACGCGCCCGACGUUGAUGGCACUCCGCAGUUGUGGGCGUAUCAGAGUUCGGUGAUCCCGUCGCUCUUGAUCAUAGGCGGCCUAUCACCACGGUCCGCUUCUGCUGUCGGCGAAUCACUCAAGGCCCUCACGGCGGAGCAGGACCACAAGGACAUGGACCGUGCACUCGGUCGGCGAGCGCGGUCAAUGCUCUGGAAAGCGUAUGCUGUUACUCCAGACGGACAAACCCCUCGCUUCUCGGAGCCGGCUCUCACCCCGAAAACAGCACCGGAGAUCGUGUUUGUGUUCCCUGGGCAGGGCCCCCAACACUGGAACAUGGGUCGCGAGCUAUUCAGGACAUGCGUUCCAUUCCAUGAUACUGUGGUGGAGCUCGACGCAGUCUACGCAAGCGUGACUGGCAAGUCGCUUAUCGCAGACGUGGGCCUCUUCGGCGAAUCCGAUGUACCUGACACCUUGGGAGACGUCUGGCCAAUCUCCAUUACCUUACCUGCGCUAACGAUCCUGCAAAUUGCGCUCAUGGAAGCUCUAGCUUUCAUCGGCGUCAAGCCGGAUGUAGUGAUCGGACACUCUGCAGGCGAGACGGCCGUCGUGUAUGCGUCGGGUGCGGCAUCCAAGGCAAUGACAGUCGAGCUCUCAAUUGCAAGGGGCCGAGCGAUGGAGGCACUGGAGGGACACGAUGGAGCUAUGGCAGCUGUAGCAUGCUCUGCAGCGCUGGCUGAGGAAACCAUCGCUGACGUCGUCGCGGAGCUGGGACCCGCUGCCCUGGAGGUUGGCUGUUACAACGCUCCGAACGCCAUCACACUGUCCGGUUCUGCAAAGCACAUCGCGUCUGCAGUGGCGCGGGCAAAGGCGGCUGGUAUUCUGGCGACCCAGCUACGAACGCGGAUACCCGUACACUCGUCAAUGAUGGCUAUCUGCCAGGCAGAUUACGAGGAGCGGGUUGGGGAGGUGUUCAAGAAGUACGCAGUCGUACCGACGAAAGUGGAGACGUUCUCGUCUCUUACUGGCGGCAUAUUGAACACGCCCUACGACGCCCGCUACUUCUGGGAUAAUACGCUUGGGCCGGUAAUGUUCGAGCCCGCUAUAAACGCCAUUCACACUAGGCACCCGCAGUCGAUUUUCGUGGAGCUGGGCCCCCAUCCCGUCCUGUCGGGGUAUAUCACCGCGAUCUCGGGGCACGGUACGACAGUACUGAGCCCGAUGAAACGAUCCAGGACUGCAGGCGUCGGCGAGCCGAUGCAGCUCUUGGACUGUGUCGGGCGACUAGUCUGCGCGGGCUACUCGCGAGUGAAUAUGGAUGUGCUGUUUGGUAUGGCAGAGAACGCAAGUGCAAACAUACCUCCAUAUCCAUUCGCGCGGAAGGAGGUCCCAUAUACAGCUUCGACAUUUGAGAUCACCCGCCAAAGACAGAUGCGUCAUGGCCCAUUGAACUACCCUCAACUGCGAAUCAACACACAGACGCAUCCUGGGCUAGCGGACCACAUCAUACAGAAUGAACCUAUCAUGCCCGCAGCGGGAUUCCUGGAAAUGGCACUCGAAUUUGGCGCGAAGAAGCUCUGGAACAUACAAUUCCACUCGGUCCUGUCGCUUUCGUCCGAACGUCCGACGCCCAUUGACGUGAGACUUGAAGAUUCGCAGUGGAGCGUCCACAGUGCACCUGCGGCAGAUUUUGUCAAUACGUGGCCACCGACUUACGAUCGUGUACAUGCGACAGGCUAUCUCUCGAUGGAAAGCGAACUCGAUGGAGAUGCGUCUCCAGUGGCCAUCAACGACAUACGUGCACGCCUGAAGAUGAUGGAGACGAAGAGUUUUUAUGAUAAUCUUCGUUCAUUUGCCAACUACGGGACCACGUACAGGAGAGUGCUAUCCUGCUAUCAUGGGGUUGACGCAUCUGGGCUGGAGGAAUUUCUGAUAGAAAUUCGCGGUGCAGGAGACGAUCUCGACAAUCUCUCGGACUACCGACUGCAUCCUGCAAUUUUAGAUGCUGCGCUGCAGGUUGCAGUGCAUCCGUUGAUUACUGGGGCCGUCGCUCACGGUCACUACUAUCUGCCAUCAAAGUUGGGGACGCUAGUUAUCCAUGACGCGCUUGCUCAAGGGAUGCCUGAGAAGAUCUACGCUCAUGCAGUCUUUGUCAAAUGGAUGCCUGAGUCGCUCACUUACGACUUCAAGCUCAUGAACGAACGCGGCCAGACGCUAUGCACCAUAGAUGCCCUCGAGGUAGCAGCUCACGGGCGAACACCAUUGAUAGUCCAACAUCGAUAUGAUAUGGCCCAUCGCCAACUCGAUAUACAUCUCUCCAUUUCUUCAGAGUCGGGCGACAACGGGUCAAAUAUGAAGACGACCAUGAUCGUCGACGGGGUAUGUAAUUGCGACGGGAGCACUGAGCUUCUAAUCCUAAUCUUCCAGUACCACCGAGGACAUGAGAUGAGACUUCAGCAAAAAAUCCUCUCUUUGAACCCGUCCUACAGAGAGUCCCUCUGCUUCAUCGCAUCCAAAGGUACGGACGGCGACGCGGUUCUCGGCUUCACUAGGUCUCUCCGUAAGGAAUACCGAUCGUGGCAGGUGUUCUGCGUCAUUUUCCCCGCGACAUGGCCUCUUGGAGAAUACGAGGAGACAGCACAGUCUCUCUGUGCUCAUCCGCUGGCAGAGGAAGAAAUGUCGGUACAUGAGGAUGGCUCAGUGCGUGCUCCCAUGGUCGUAUCAUCGCCCGCGCCGAGGAAACUCGUGUCUUUUGACCCCGGAGCGCUAUGGACGUAUCAGCACUCUACCCUCUCGCAGGUUUCUCACCCGAUGGUACCUCCAGGCCAUGUUCUGGUCCGUGUCCUAGGCUGGUCGUCCAAUAUCUCCUCAUGCCGAGCGUUCAUCGGACGCGUGGACGGCUUACCAAAUGUCUAUGUUGGAAUUACACUUGGGCCCCUCUCCAACUUCCUCAUUGCUCACCGCGGGAGCCUCUUGCAGAUGUCGGACAUUCCCGAUGUCACUCGGGGUCCUCAUGUGCUCGGCGCAGCUCUAGCUGUGCUUGCCAUCGGGUCCGCCAGAUUCAGCGACCCCUCGCGUCUGGAGGGCGAAUGCAUCCUCGUAACGCACUCGGACACAGGGCUCGGGCGCGUUCUGUGCCAGCUAUACGAGAGCCGCGGACUGCACGUCGUACGCUUGCCGUCGCAGGCCGGCAUCUCGGAGACCAGGAGCGCACUAUCUCGGCAGCCGAAAUACAUGGUUUCGGGGAGAGAGGAAGCGAAUGCCAGCGACAUCGACAGGACGGUGCACCGGCUGCAACCAGGCAAGGUAUUCCAAUGGGAUGACCGCAGCACUGGGGUCGGGAGAAUUCUGGCCGAGGACCCGUGGGCUAUAGGGGAUGCGUUGAAGCUCGCGUUGUCGAACCCUACUAGCUUCACAGAAGUCUUCACUCCUCCCAUCGAUGCGCUGGACAUAGUACGACCAACAGACGUAUGCUUUGUGGACACCAUCUUCGCUCCUGACAAGGUGUAUAUUUUGAUCGGAGGCAUCGGAGGAUUGGGGCUACCCGUUGCGUAUUGGAUGUAUCAGAACGGGGCGCGUGAGAUCGUCCUCACCUCUCGCUCAGGGACGGCCAAACUCGCGACGAAAGACGAAUUCAUCGCUUUGAGGGUUCUCGCUUACCUGCGAUCACGGGAUGACUUGGUGCUACGUACGGAGGCCAUCGACGCAUCGUCGGUCGAGGAAACAAGGAAGUUAGUAAAGUCGAUCCAGAAACCGCUUGGUGGGUGCAUGCUCAUGACGACCAACCUGAUCGACCGUACAUUCGCCACACAAACGUCGGAUACAUUUGAAGCCUCUUUCACCGCAAAAUUGGGUGCCUUCCAUGCCUUGGAGAAGGUCAUCGAUAUUGAUUCGCUGGACUUCGUGCUCGCCUUCUCGUCUGUCGCGGGGCUGUUGGGAAAUGCUGGGCAAACCAAUUACGCCAGCGCAAAUACCGCUUUGACAGGGUUGACGAGGCAAUACAAGAACGCUGCGACCAUCGUUCCACCAAUGAUCAACGAUACCGGGGGGUCCCUCACCCUGGCCGCUACCGACAGUACAAAAUGGUCGCGUUUUAGGCACCUCAGCGCCUGGGCCAUGACGUGCGAAGGCAAGUUACAUCCACUCUGCGAGUGCAUCGGCGACGCAUUGCUGAAAAUGCGUGAAGGACCUGUCUGGCAAUACAUCCCAGAUUGUGACUGGAGCCUCGUCCAGAGCAAGAAUGGGUCUUCCCCACUUUACGACCACCUCGUGGUCAAAGAAUCCCAGUCAGACACCGACCAGAACUCCUCUAAAGACUUGGAGCGCGAUUUGGGCAACAUCAUUUGUGAUGCGCUUGACAUAGACCACGAGGACUUGUCUUCUGACGUGCCUCUCACGUCUUACGGCUUAGACUCUCUGUCGGCGAUGGCCCUGUCCCAUGCUCUGGAACCAUACCUAGCCAUCUCGCAGCUUCAGCUUCUGGCCGACGUCACGCUUGCUGAUCUCGAGCAGCUCCGUGAAGAAUCACAGAGUGCAACCACUCCCGACCCCGAGUCUGCAAGCGUCGUGACCGAGAUGGCCGAUUGCUGAGCGCUGAACCCGUAGUAGGCCUAAAGCGGCUGGUAACUUGCUGAGAAUUCGGAGCUCCACAACGCCUCGGGAAAGGUAGAGGUAGUUACUGUGGUCCUUGAGCAUGUUUGAACUGAUGUCGUGGUAUGGACGAAUGUACGACUCACAUUGUUUGUAGUACGCGUACAUGUUUCCUGAGUACUACUUACUAGUCAUUGUCAGUAUACACAUUAUCGACAGACGUACAUAGAUAGAUUGAGAAACCGGUGCACCGUCCCGUUUUGUCAGGGAGGCACUGCUGAUGGCCGCAAGAAUCAGAUUCACAUAAGUACUCGGGUCCCUCGGAUAUUGCCGAUCGGACU
Molecule: messenger RNA, 6245 nt
Organism: Fomitopsis serialis
Lineage: Eukaryota; Fungi; Basidiomycota; Agaricomycetes; Polyporales; Fomitopsidaceae
Product: ketoacyl-synt-domain-containing protein
Exons: 18
Coding region: 58-5904 (1948 amino acids)
Biological process (GO): fatty acid biosynthetic process
Molecular function (GO): fatty acid synthase activity
Source: RefSeq, a predicted model, not a curated record